Messenger RNA from Nicotiana tabacum (common tobacco), 1976 nucleotides. RefSeq lists its product as uncharacterized. The record is from RefSeq and is a predicted model, not a curated record. Lineage: Eukaryota; Viridiplantae; Streptophyta; Magnoliopsida; Solanales; Solanaceae. Gene Ontology annotation, biological process: transmembrane transport.
CGAACUAUCAACUGACACCUGUCCAUUUCCCCUUGAUCCGAAAAACCCUCGCCUUCAUAACCCUCUCCUUUUUCCUUCUCCUCAUUCUUCCGCCACCCCUGUCUCUUUCUCCCCCUCUCUCUCAAUUUGCUCAAACAUCAAAAGCUUCCUCAAAAUAAUCAAUGAUCUUGAAUUCUGGUGAGGAAAUGUUGGAUCUUUUAUAUGGUGAUUCACUUUCCCUCUCAAAUCUGCUUGCAUAAAUAUAGGCUAAAACGUAAAGGGUAUAUUGGUAGUGUAUGUAUAUAACUAAUAGUAACUUUUCAUACGUAUAGUUUUUCACUGAUUUGAGCUCGACCCAUUUGAGAACUCAUGAAAUAAGUAUCUGGGUUGGUUUUAGUUUUGUGUAUUAGUAACUUCUACAUAGUUCUUUGUUUUUUGAGGUUUCCCUUUGUCCUUUUGUUUCUUGUAUAUGUUCGGUGCUCUUUUAGAUAAUAUAUUUGUUGUAAGCUCCAGCUAAGUAAGGGAUUGAGCUGAGCGAAAAUUAUUACAUCUUAGCGCAUCCGUUUUCUUGUUGGUUAGUGGAUAACAAUUUGGAGGAAUUUGGUGAAGUAUUGUAAAAGUGGCGAAAAUGAGUUUGAGUGCGGCGGAGGAUGAUUCAACGACGGAAAUUCAUCUUCCUGCCGACAUAAAUUGGGAAAUGCUCGACAAAUCUAAGUUUUUCUUCCUCGGAGCAGCGCUAUUUUCGGGUGUCUCUGCAGCACUUUACCCGAUUGUGGUGUUAAAGACACGGCAGCAGGUGAUAACUACCCAAAUUCCUUGUCUAAAAAUGGCAGUUUCCAUUUUGAGGAAUGAAGGAUUCAGGGGUUUUUACAGAGGAUUUGGUACUUCCCUUACUGGGACAAUCCCUGCACGUGCCCUGUACAUGGGGGCACUUGAAAUGACCAAAAGUAAUGUAGGAACUGCCACUGUUCAGCUGGGAUUUUCCGAGGCGUCGGCCUCCACUAUUGCUAAUGCCUCUGCAGGGCUAAGUGCUGCUAUGGCUGCUCAAUUGGUUUGGACGCCAAUUGAUGUUGUGAGUCAGAGAUUAAUGGUACAAGGAAAUGGGAAUACUUCUUGUUGUAGUGCUGUUAGAUUGAAGAAUUACAAUGGUGGAAUCGACGCGUUUAGGAAGAUAAUUUAUAGUGAUGGAUUGAGAGGAUUGUAUAGGGGAUUUGGUAUUUCAAUACUGACUUAUGCACCUUCAAAUGCAGUUUGGUGGGGAUCUUACUCUGUUGCACACAGAGUGAUUUGGGGUUGUAUUGGGUGCUAUUGUUGCAAGAAAGAUGAGAAUGGUUAUAGGCCAGAUGGGAAAUCAGUGGUGGCUGUUCAAGGGCUAAGUGCUGCAAUGGCUAGUGGGGUGUCUGCAUUAGUUACAAUGCCACUUGACACUGUUAAGACAAGAUUACAAGUCCUAGAUGGAGAAGGGAAUGGUCAGAAAUCACCAACAAUUUUACAGACUGUGAGGAAUUUGGUUAAGGAAGGUGGAUUUGCAGCAUGUUACAGAGGAUUAGGACCAAGGUGGGCAUCAAUGUCUAUGUCUGCAACAACUAUGAUCACUACCUAUGAGUUUCUCAAGCGGCUAUCUACCAAGAAUCAAGAGAGCUUUGCUUGAUGGAUAAUGUUUCCAUUGGGGCAAAAAUGGCGGUAUGGUGCACUAAGCUCCCGCUGUGCGCGGGGUUCGGAGAAGGGCCGGACGACAAGGUAUUAUAGUACGCAGCCUUAACCUACAUUUCUGUGCAGGUGGUGUUCUGUGUUUUUAACCCCUUUUGCUGUUUUCUUGUUCUUAUCUUUUGAUGCUGCCAUUGGGUGGCCUGCCUAAUUGCAUACCAACUAUGUAAAUUUUUGUAAAAAAUGUAGCAAUAUUUGGGUUCAUCUUUUAUCUUUCAUGUUGUCUCAUGUCCCACUCUUAUCCUAUCAUUAUAUUUCAAAAAUGAUAAGUUUCUGGCUAUGUUUGAAGC